GGAGGCAAACGUGGGGGUCAGGGGUUCAGGCUACUGAUGGAUGCUGGUGUCCCCACAGGUGCAGCUGGAGAGGGGAAAAACCCUUCACAUCAAGGCACUGGCCCUGGGUGACCUCAACGUGGCCGGACAGAGGGAGGUUUUCUUUGAGAUGAACGGCCAGCUUCGCUCUGUCCUGGUCAAGGACACACAAGCCAUGAAGGAGAUGCACUUCCACCCCAAGGCGCUGAAGGACGCGAAGGGCCAGAUCGGAGCGCCCAUGCCCGGCAAGGUGAUUGACAUCAAAGUGAAGGAGGGCAGCCACGUGGAGAAGGGCCGGCAGCUCUGCGUACUCAGUGCUAUGAAGAUGGAGACGGUGGUCAACGCACCCAUGUCCGGCACGGUGAAGAAGAUCUACGUCACCCGGGACAUGCACCUGGAGGGGGAUGACCUCAUCCUGGAACUGGAGUAACACCGGAUGCUCUCAAAGACCCCCAGCCCUCAGUCACCCCCGUCCAUUCCGCAAACUCCCAACACUCCAGUCCGCACCUUCCACCCUACCUCAAAACCUCUCCACUCCCCUUCCUCCC
Hypanus sabinus (Atlantic stingray) is the source of this 566-nucleotide messenger RNA. Its product is annotated as pyruvate carboxylase, mitochondrial-like. The coding region runs from base 41 to 448 and encodes 135 amino acids. The record is from RefSeq and is a predicted model, not a curated record. Gene Ontology annotation, cellular component: cytoplasm. Lineage: Eukaryota; Metazoa; Chordata; Chondrichthyes; Myliobatiformes; Dasyatidae. Gene Ontology annotation, molecular function: pyruvate carboxylase activity; ATP binding. The transcript is spliced from 2 exons. Gene Ontology annotation, biological process: gluconeogenesis; pyruvate metabolic process.